Pangasianodon hypophthalmus (striped catfish) is the source of this 4096-nucleotide messenger RNA. RefSeq names its product RAB39B, member RAS oncogene family a (gene rab39ba). Gene Ontology annotation, biological process: Rab protein signal transduction. The coding region runs from base 2354 to 2995 and encodes 213 amino acids. Gene Ontology annotation, cellular component: Golgi membrane. NCBI's taxonomy places the organism in Eukaryota, Metazoa, Chordata, Actinopteri, Siluriformes, Pangasiidae. The record is from RefSeq and is a predicted model, not a curated record. The transcript has 3 exons. Gene Ontology annotation, molecular function: GTP binding; GTPase activity.
CUGCUCUAAGACACACAAUUCAACUUAGGAAGGGCUGUUAGCUGAUUAGUUGAAGUGAAGUGUGUCGGAAGCAGGGAAAACUAAACAGGGGGUUCUCCAGAGCCAGGGUUGUACAGGAUUAAACGGCGAAGGAGAGUAUAUAUAUAUAUAUAUAUAUAUGAAGCGAAAUAAACUGACCAUGCGUAUACUGGGUAUGUUUUCCCUGCACAUCCCUGUGUGUGUUAGCGUUUUCCCUGCUCUAACACACACAGUUCAUCUCAGGAAGUGCUGGUAAUUAGCUUAUAAGUUGAAUCAGGUUCAUUAAAGCAGGGAAAACAGUAAAAUGUGCAGGACAGGGGGUACUCCUUAGGAGCCUGUUGUCAGGACCAUGCUCCUCUGACCUCUUUCGUCAACAAUGCAGAAUACUACACACAUUUCCCAAAACUACAAACACAAAGCCCAGUAUUAUAAUACCUAUUCUCAAAUCAACAGUGAAAAUAUUUCUCAGAAAAACGUGGUUCUUCCCCAAACUGUUGCUACAAAGUAUGAAGCACACAGUUGCUUAGAAUGUUCAAGAUUCAAAGAUUUUUAUUUGUCACAUUCACAAUUAUAUACCGUACAUAACUCACAGUGAAAUGGAAAUCUGGCCUGCUCCUCUUUAGACUGUGCAUUAAAUACUAAAUUAAAGCUAAAAUUUAAAAAUCAGAAAUGAAUAACAAAUAAUAAGAAAUAAGAUAAUAAAUAUGAAAUAUAUGCAAAAACGGAUGUAUAAAAUAUGCAGUAUGUUACGUGCACAGUGUAGUGUGUGGACUUUUGACCCCAUAGUGAACACUGAGCAUACAUACACACACUGACUAGCAAGUGACACACUGUUUUGCAAAACACAAAGCACUCUUGUGAAACUACACACACCACAAAAAACAGAUAUUGAAUUACUGAUUAAUUAAUUAAUUAAUUAAUUUUGCAAUUAAUUUUGAAUUUAAACAAGUAGAUCACUGAAAAAAAUACUGUUACUGUGCAGAGUGAUGGUAGAGUCCUUGUGGAGUCCUAAGGGAUGUAUUUGUAUGCUGUAGCUUUACAGUUUCCCUUCACAGAAACUAAGAGGCCCAGACCUGUUUCAUCAUGACAAUGCCCCAUGCACAAAGCGAGCUCCAUGAAGACAUGAUUUUCUAAGGUUGGGGUGGAAGAUCUCGAGUGUCCUGCACAGACAUCUGACCUCAACCCCACUGAACACCUUUGGGAUGAACUGGAACACUGACUGCACCCCAGACCUUCUCGCCACACAUCAGUGCCCCACCUCACUAAUGAUCCUGUGGCUGAAUGAACACACAUCCCUACAGCCACGCUUCAAAAUCUGGUGGAAAACCUUCCCAGAAGAGUGGAGCUUAUUACAACAGUAAAGGGGACUAAAUCUGGAAUGGGAUGUUCAAUAAACACAUAUGGAUGUGACGGUCAGGUGUCCACAAACUUUUGACCCCAUAGUGAACACUGAGCAUACAUACACACACUGACUAGCAAGUGACACACUGUUUUGCAAAACACAAAGCACUCUUGUGAAACUACACACACCACAAAAAACAGAUAUUGAAUUACCGAUUAAUUAAUUAAUUAAUUAAUUUUGCAAUUAAUUUUGAAUUUAAACAAGUAGAUCACUGAAAAAAAAAGAUUUCAAGCAUCUUCUUGUCAAUCACUAGAACUGACAGGCUGCUUUUUAACACGUUUAACAUUUUAAUAUCUGCUUUUAUGCAAUAUAUUUUGUAUUAUAAUGAAUGUACAGUUUCUGAGCCCUCCACCCACAGGACACGUCUAAAUGUGUAUCGAUCGCACCAUCUGCACACAAGAGCCUUAUCUGUCUUUUCUAGUGGGGGAAUUAUUCGGUGUUGUAGUAGGCCUGGUGAAGAGACCCUCCUCCACACUGUAAAGGCUGUAAUAUGCGCUCAGCAGCAGGAAGCACGCCACCGCGCUCCACCGCGCGCCCCCGCGUCCUGCGCCAUCACUGCGCGCUUUACGGUAAUGGUACUGAUGAGGGAUGAGUCAGGCUAUAUGAUGCUGAUGAUGCUGCCAUUUCAUCAGCAAAUUUUACAAACAUUCUUUCAUCCAUUAUUAUGAGAUUGAAGAUUCGAUUUUGCAAAUGGAUUUUUUAAAAAACAAUCCUGAGUAUUAGGUGACACUCUUGCUCAGUGAUUAUGGUUCUCGGUGUGAUUGCACUGUUGUAACGGAAACUAGUUGCUAUUAUUUGUAAGAAAACCUGCUCGGAUGUGUGUGUGGAUGCUGUGCUUGGGGACGCCUCUUGUUUUUCACACCGACACACAAUGAAGAUCAUGGGGUUUGCCUUUGCAAGACAUUAAGAAGCUUAACUGAGAUCUCAUGAGAUAUGGAAGCUAUAUGGCUAUACCAGUUCCGAUUGAUCGUCAUUGGCGACUCGACAGUGGGCAAGUCUUGUCUGAUCAGGCGUUUCACAGAGGGGCGUUUUGCACAGGUGUCUGACCCCACCGUUGGAGUGGAUUUCUUUUCCCGUCUGGUGGAGAUUGAGCCAGGCAAACGCAUCAAACUGCAGAUCUGGGACACGGCUGGACAGGAAAGGUUCAGGUCUAUCACCAGGGCUUACUACCGUAAUUCAGUGGGUGGCCUGCUGCUCUUUGACAUCACUAAUCGUCGCUCCUUCCAGAAUGUUCAUGAGUGGCUGGAGGAGGCGCGCAGCCACGUGCAGCCGCACAGCAUCGUCUUCCUGCUGGUAGGCCACAAGUGUGACCUGGAGCCGCAGCGGCAGGUGAGCCAGCAGGAAGCGGAGAAGCUGGCGGCCGCCUACGGCAUGCGCUACGUGGAGACGUCGGCGCGCGACGCUAUUAACGUCGAGCGGGCUUUCACAGAGCUGACACGUGACAUCUUUGAGCUUGUCAAACGAGGUGACAUCACCAUUCAAGAAGGCUGGGAGGGGGUGAAGAGUGGCUUCGUGCCCAACGUAGUGCACUCAUCUGAGGAGGUGACCAAGAGCGAUCGCCGCUGCCUCUGCUGAUUGACCAUGCCCUGCAGCUGCGUCAUGCUUCUCUUCUGCAAACCCAGUCAUAUUGUGCUCCUUUAGCUUGGCCUCUUACACUGCCUUCUCGAUCGGUGAGCUCCUGAACACAGCUGUAUAUAGCAGAACCCAGAUCCAUUUUAGGACACAUCUAGGUUCCUUCAACCUCACUCCUGUGUAGUUCUGCACAAACCCAGGCCUUGAUCUUGUUCAAGUAUCAGUUUAAAGCUAAUGAAAGCCCCAUUUUUAGUGCAAAGCAAAGAGCUCUGGACUAAACUGGAUGGACCAUGCACGGAAAAGUGUAACCAGAAGAGUGUUACAUUAGGAAUGCUUAAAUAAGUGAAUGCAUUGCCUCCUUGACCUAGUCGUGGUCUUUUGAACCCAAGACAGAAGACAAAUUCAGCAAUCAGUUUCCAGUUCUCCUGCAACCUAUAUGAUUUGUGGAGACAUGAAAAGGGGGAAUCAUAUAAAUCAAAGUAUCACUACAUCUUUGGUUGCCACAUUGUGUUCUACAUUAUUAUCAUCUAUUUGCUAUUUAUCUCAUUUUAAACAUUUUAAAGAACGUGGGCUGUUUUCAGAGGAAGCAUGCAGUGAGCUUUCCAUUGAGCUUACUUGCUAAUCUGAUUUGCAUAUCUAACUCCAUCACUGCUAUGAAUACAAACUCCAUAAUUUGGUUAUUCGUAAAUGAUUCACUCACGUGCAGUAACCUCUGACGUUUGAUUAUAAAUUGGGAUGUCAGCUGGGACAUUUCAGAGAUUUGAAGAAGGACAACAGUGUAAAGCAAACACCGGUCACCUGAUACAUUCCGUUCCGAAAUUUUACACAGUUUUUAAAAUGACAUCUUAUUUAUCCUCGCUAUUAUUCUAGCAUCUUGUCCCUUUUCCUUUCUGAUCCAGUCUUUAAACGAACAUUCGGAAUGGGAUCUUCUUUAGAGCUUUAACUAUUUCAUAUCCAUCAAAAAAUGUAUUGUUUGACUAUUAACCAAUACAUUGUCAUUUACCAGGUUGAAACAACUAUUAGCUAUGUAUUUAUUGAUCUUGUAUGAAAGAUGAAAUGUAAUACCAAUAAAAUGUGACAUGAAAGAUUAUUAAUGAAAGACUA